This is a messenger RNA of Hemicordylus capensis (graceful crag lizard), 2588 nucleotides long. It is a transcript of the gene CTSH, whose product is annotated as cathepsin H. Gene Ontology annotation, cellular component: lysosome. The transcript is spliced from 12 exons. Gene Ontology annotation, biological process: immune response. NCBI's taxonomy places the organism in Eukaryota, Metazoa, Chordata, Lepidosauria, Squamata, Cordylidae. The coding region runs from base 177 to 1190 and encodes 337 amino acids. Gene Ontology annotation, molecular function: cysteine-type endopeptidase activity. The record is from RefSeq and is a predicted model, not a curated record.
GAGCAUGGGCAGAGCGCGCCUCCCUACCUCCGGCCCGGCCCCGUGAAGGGGCGAGGCUUCCGGCCCGGCCCCGCCCGCCGCCGCCGCCUACUGCGUUCGCCAGUGCGCGUUCGCAGCCAGCUGCAGCCUCUCUUCCUCAGUCCCGCGGCGGCGGCGGCAACGGCGACUCCGGCACGAUGGCGCGGCCCCGGCUUCUGCUACUGCUGCUGGCGGCGGCAACGUGCUGCGCCCGAGGCUGGGCCCUCCUCGCCAGCCAGCAAGAGGAGCUUCUCUUUAAGACGUGGAUGUAUCAGAACAACAAGCACUACGGUCUGGAGGAGGAGGAGGGGGAGUACCACCGGCGGCUGCAGAUCUUUGUGGCCAACAAGCGGAAGAUCGACAGGCACAAUGCUGGCAACCACACCUUCCAGAUGGGCCUGAACCAGUUUUCAGACAUGACUUUUGCUGAAUUCAGGAAGAAGUAUCUCUGGCAGGAACCCCAGAAUUGCUCUGCCACCAAGGGCAACUUCCUGAGCAGCCCCAGACAGAAUCCGAGCUCCAUCGACUGGAGGAAGAAAGGAAACUACGUGACGCCAGUGAAAAACCAGGGUCCCUGCGGCAGCUGCUGGACGUUCUCCACCACAGGCUGCUUGGAGUCUGCCAUCGCCAUCAGAACAGGGAAGCUCCUCAACCUGGCUGAGCAGCAGCUGGUUGACUGCGCCCAAGACUUCAACAACCACGGAUGCAGUGGGGGCCUCCCCAGCCAGGCAUUUGAAUACAUCCUGUACAACAAGGGGCUCAUGGGCGAAGACAGCUACCCCUACCAGGCCAUGAAUGGCACCUGCCACUUCCAGCCCCAGGAGGCCAUCGCCUUCGUCCAGGACGUCGUCAACAUCACGCUGUAUGAUGAGCCCAGCAUGGUGGAAGCUGUGGGGCAGCACAACCCGGUGAGCUUUGCCUUCGAAGUGACCGACGACUUCAUGUCCUAUUCCACAGGGGUUUACUCCAGCACCCAUUGUCAUACAACACCAGACAAAGUGAACCACGCUGUUCUGGCCGUAGGCUAUGGGGAGGAGAACGGCACCCCGUACUGGAUCGUCAAGAACUCCUGGGGCCCCAGGUGGGGCCUGGACGGAUACUUCUAUAUCGAGCGUGGGAAGAACAUGUGUGGUCUGGCAGCCUGUGCAUCCUACCCUAUCCCUCUAGUCUAAAGCUCGGGAUUGCUGCCGAGACAGUUGCUGGUGUGUGAAUGAGCUGGAAACGGGAGAUGGAUGGAAACCCAUCGGAGCCAAGAUGCAGAGAGGCCCAGAGCUUGUCCUCAGCCCUUGGUCUUCAUCAGGGACACGCUCGUGCCUCCUGUGGACAUGUGGCAGCUGAUGCCGCUCCGUGCAGCUGUGGCUUCUCUAGGACGGCACUUCUCAGACUUCAACCAAGCCGGCUCCUCUUUCUUAGCUAGCACGAGGUACUCUUGCACAUGCAUCUGCGCGCACACUCACCAGCUCCACAGGAGCCUUGCCGCUUGCUGCCACCCGCUGCCCUUUCUCCCUUUGGGUUUCCAUACCAUCUCCCUAAGCUCCUUGUAGCUGCUGCCUUCAGCAUCCCAGUGAUGAGGUCUCAACCCACACUUCUGGAAAUGUUGAGCUUCGACCAGUCCGUUUGUUGCCAGCUAUCAGCUGGGGAUCUCAAAGGAUUUGUGUCCUGGAGAGCCACUGCUAGUCAGAGCAGACGGCAGCAGGCUGGAAUGCCUCGUGGUCUGAGUUAGUGGACGACAGCUUCAUAUAUCUGCACUCCCCUUCCCUGCUAGCACUCUGCAUGCCUGCUUGAGAAACGCUGAGUGAGUUCAUCAGGCAUGUGGCAUGCCUCGAGCAAGCUUCAUACCCAGCUCUUCAAAAUGUUGCACAGCUUUGCACAGGGAUCCUGACAAAUGAAGUCUCUUCCUACCAGCUGACUUGCUUUUAAAUUGAUGAGUUGAUUCAUGGUCUCAAUUAGAAUGAUAUUCUGCAGCUUUUUAAUAACAGCUUCUCAUAGAUCAUUGCUGUGGAAUUAGCUUAAAUGCAUUGCUUGAAUCAAGAUGCACAUGUGGGGUCAAUUUUUAUAAUGCUUUCUGUGCUGGGCACUCCUCAGAGGGGCCAGUUCUGAAAAAUCCUUAAAACAUGGACUUAAUGAAAUACACAGUGAGUUGUUUUUUUGUCCCGUGCGUGUGCAGUCCAUAGCUUUAAACUUAGGAGCCUGUGCAAAUGGGGUUGCCAGGCUGCAACCAGGAGAGCCUUCCUGUUCCUUUAACAUGAAGGAUGAGGACUUAAUUCUCAAGAAAAACACAAAUUUCAGGAAGAUGUUGAUUUUGAAGUCUUGCUAAAACUGUACAUCAGGUAUUUUAUUAAUUUGUACUCAAUUACUGAUAUUUUUUAAAGUUUAUUUUCAUUUGAAAAUCAUUAUUUUUGUAAUGACUAAAAGCUAAGGUUUCUAUUUUUAGAGUGACAAUUAAAUGACUUUGUAUUCAAUAAAUGGUAGAUUAAAAAGAUAUUUGCUUGUGGCAUUUGAGAGGCCUCUUGAUUUAUUCUUGGGAUGCGGUUGUGCAGAAUAAAACUGGCCAGUCCUGAUUUUCACCA